Prorocentrum cordatum is the source of this 3373-nucleotide messenger RNA. The record is from the annotation of a GenBank genome assembly. NCBI's taxonomy places the organism in Eukaryota, Dinophyceae, Prorocentrales, Prorocentraceae.
GAGGGCAAGACCUGACUGGAGUCCUGUCCGCUCGAGUCCCGUCCGCUCUGCAACGCCGUUCCCGUCGAGUCCUCUCCGCUCGAGCCCUGCCCGCUCGAGCCCUGCCCUGUCCGCUCGACUGCUCGAGGGCCGAGGGCAAGACCCGGCUGGAGCCCGGUCCGCUCUGCAACGCCUUUCCCGGCUCAGGGCGGGCUGCUCCGCGCGCGCCGCGCCGCCGCCGCCGCCCCCGGCAUGAGCUCGGAGAGCGACGAGGGCGAGGCGGAUGCUGAGACUGGCGGUGGUCGGGCUGGGCGCGGAUUCUGGUACUACCAAGAGACAGUUCACAAAUUGUACGAAAGCUCUGCUAGUCAGGGCCUCGUGGCCGUUAUCAUAUCGCUGCGGUUCUUUAUAUUGUGCGUCCAGCGAGAGAUACUUCCCGUCCAGAAUUACGUGUUCGUUGGCAAUUCCUCGGACCUCGUCGCUGGCCCCAACUACCAGGAUCUCAGCCCCGCUGAUAUAGAAGCAGCGCACGGCUUGUUUCGGAUAGCGGAUGAUGCGUUCAAUGUUGUUUUUCUGAUCGAGCUCGUAAUCAAUUUGUACGGGAAUUGGGGUUGGGACGGCCAAUGGUGGUUCGCCUCUGGCUGGAACAUGUUCGAUUUCAUCGUCGUAGGCCUCGGAACCCUGGAUUUGCUUCGCAUCCGCUUGCCAGGGCCAUUCGGGAUGAUCCGCAUGUUGCGAGCUUUUCGCAUAUUUCGCCUUUUCGGACGCGUACCAGCGCUGAGGAAAAUUAUCGUGUCAUUGUUAUACGCAGCCAGCGGAAUGUUCAAUGGCAUUAUACUCGUAUUGGUCGUACAGUGCAUCUAUGCCUCGCUUGCUUGUGACCUCUUCGGUGACCUGUACUGCGGCGACCGCUAUUCUGAUUUUCCUGAUGAUUUACGGUUCACGUCACGGGGGUCGUGCUUCGGAAGCGAAUAUUACGGCAACUUUUUGCUCUCAUUCUACACCAUGUUCCAGAUCAUAACGGGCGAGUCUUGGUCGGAGGCCGCCGUGCGACCGGCCACCCACUUCUACUGCAACGAGGGAAGCCUUUUUGAGUGCUUCGGUGUUUGCGGCUUCUUUAUUAGCUUCAUUUGUGUGACUUCCAUUGUGCUCCUCAACGUGUUCGCUGUGUGCUUGGUCGAUGCAUACACGGAAGGAGCAAUCGACGAUGAUGGCACCAAUGGCACCCAGAACAUGUCCAACGGCACGGCCAAAGUAGAGACGCCACCUGAAGAUACGGACGCAGCACUUGUAGAAGAAGUCCAGCAGUACAGGGAGCGCGCGCUCGACAGUGUGCGAUCAUUGUCUGGGGCUGUCGAAAGGAUGGAUAAGACGUUCGAAAUUUGGUCUCAGCGAUCAGCUAUGUAAGCUGUAAUGUCGCAGGCAGUCUAGCUCACCAUCGACAAGCCAGACCGCCCUCUAGAGACCCGGUCGCGGCCGACAUUUCUAAAGCCAUAUAGAUGUGGCAGCGUUGUGUUGUAGUCACACUGUUUGAAGUCAGCGGGCGCCACGUGGUCCAAGACAGUCAGACGCUGGCCAAGCAAGCGGUGGGGUGCACCGGAAGCGAAUUGAGGCACCAAGGUGCAAGAGAACAGAGCGCGAGGGGAAAGAUGGAAGACCCGCUCAGACUGUGAAAGCCGGCGCAUGGAUGCCGUGGUAGAUCUUGCAGCUGCGUCCGAGCAGCGGAGGCUGGGGCCAAUCUGAAGUGGAAUGCCAUGAUGAGGUACAGCGCCAGGAUGAGGGAGCCACGAGCGGGGCCAGCUGCCAUUGUCCCACGUAACGACGUAGUGUGAAACAUGUCCCGCUCCUUCUCUUUGCGCGUUCGCAUCCCAUGGCGAAGCAAUUCAGUGCACUCUCAGAAAUAUGAACCCACGCAGGUAUGAACUUCGAUAACAGUAGUCGUUCUAGCAAUACGGUCAGCCGUCCUGGUUGCAGCAGUAGCCAUGGCAGUAAGAGCCGAUGUAGUAAUCAGACUCUCAGUCUGGGCACAGCCGUAGAUGUUUCAGCAGCGGCAGCAGUAAUGGUUAUUCCUUUCGUCGUAGUAAUAGCGGGAGUAAUGUCAACGAGAGACGCCAGUAUUGCUGCAAGAGUUUUGAUCCGGCUGGGUCCGCAUGGCGCACCCGCGCACAAUUCAACACACCCAUCACACGUCUUUUGCUCCAUCCAAGGCCCGAGUGGCAGGGUCCGCAUGGCGCACCCGCCCCAUGUCGGCACACCCCUCACUCCUCCUCCUUUUUUUUUUCUCACUUGCCUCGCGGCACCCGCAGCUUCAUAUGUUUGGUGCCGUCGCCAGGAUAAUGAUGUAUGGAUGGUGAAAUGUUAGCCGAACCAUUGUGUUUGGCAUGGGCUCGACAUGUGUGCGCGCAUGUGGAAUGUGUAUAAUUGUUGCACUGGGCGAUUGCAAAAUCACGGUUUGUGAUUACCGAUUGCGCGCUCAAUUGGGGAAAUAUGACAACACUAGCUCUAGAGUGCAUUAGCAGUAAAGAUGAGGCGAACAUGUAUUGGGAUGGAUUCCCAAUACUUCCUUGAUUUGACGCUUGGUUUGAAUACAGCACUGCUUGCGCGAACCUUCAUCCCGCCUCGCUCCUCCUGCCCUCCUCCUCAUCCUCCUCUCUCCUCUUCUCUUUUCUCCCUUCUCCGCGUUUUUCCUCGCACCUCCCUCUAGCAACUCUUACCGUACAUCGGUCCCCUUACAUUCUGACUCUUGCAUCUUUUUGGCCGUGUGAGAUUAUGUCAUUGAGGCUUGAUCUGUGGCCUUUUGCUGACAGUACUCCGCGACCUCGAAAAAUUCGGCGCUGCAUCCGUGCACGACGCGACGCCCAGUUUAAUUUCUCAUCCGCGUCCAUGAUGGGACCAGGCUUUGUGUUCGAUCGGGAUGUGCGUCCCAACCUUCCUGUGUUGGGUUCUCGUUUUGAAUGGAGCAUUGCGGUCGCGUCUCCUCCUCUCCCUCCUCCUCUUCCUUCUCCUCCUCCUCCUCCUCCUCCUCCUCCUCCUCCUCCUCCUCCUCUUCCUCCUCUCCGUCCUCAUGCCUCCUCCCUCCUGCCUCAGUGGGCGCUGCGAACUGGUGUCGCUAUGUUCGCGACCUCCGGGGAGGCACAGCGGAGUGGAGGGCCACGCAGAUCCAGCCGAGACCUCGCGCUUACAACCAGCAGGCACGGACCGUCAGGGCAGGCCCUGCCCAAGCAGACGGGACGCAGGGGCCGCCUCACGGCAGGGGUCUGCGAAACGCCCUUUUCGAAGUCUUCGUCUCGCGCCAGCCUACGCAAUGCCUGAAAACUUGCCCAACAAACUGCCUAACAACUUCCAGAACGGCAACCUCUGCGACAUCUCCGAACGUCGCGGGGCGGCGCGCUGG